UCUAGUCUUUCUAUAUAAUCUCUAUAAGUAUCUACUCUUUCUCUUCCUCAUCGACUGCUUCCGCUGCCAACUCUGCUCGGCCAUCGUGAACCGAGCAGCACAGCUUCCACCUCCAACUCUGCUCUCCUGCUCUUGCCGCGCUACCGAGCUUCUCCAUUUUAUCUGUCCUGGGCUCCCGCCUCCGUGAAAGCUACAGAAGACAACCAUUUCCUGCCUUUUUUCGGCUAUCGUGAACCGAACGGCACCUCUUUCGCUGUCACUCUGCUCUCCUACGUUUUGUGCCCUUUUUCCAGGAUUACCCAUGCAGGCGCCAUAGCGCGGCAAGCAUGGAGCCCGCUCAGAUCUCUGCUGCAGUUUUGACUAUUGCAAAUACCUCGUGCAUUAUCCAGCAGUAUGUGCAGUACCUGCAAAACCAGGCAAGGAAGCAAUGACAGCGUGAUUACGAUAGUGAUGAGGACAUGGACACAGACGUUCCUAGAAGCACGGCAUGUGGUGAUUGGGAGAUCAUGGUGGCGUUGGGCCAGGUUCAUGCUGUGGAACGCCGAUUCUGGGCCCGGGAAACAAGCACAGACUGGUGGGACCGCAUAGUGUUUCAGAACUUGAUUCACCGCACUUUAUAUGACAUCAAAUUCUGGUACUGGAAGAGAGAAGCUGACCUACUGAAUAAACCAUGUCUCAGGCUGUGCAGACCAAUGGAACUCAACCUUUAAGCAAAACAUGGGAGCUCAGUUUAUAUGAAUUACAGAGAACACCUCAGGAAGCAAUAACUGAUGGCCUGGAAAUAGUGGUGUCACCUAGAAGCCUGCACAGUGAACUGAUGUGUCCCAUUUGUUUGGAUAUGUUGAAAAACACCAUGACAACAAAGGAAUGCUUGCAUCGUUUCUGUGCUGACUGUAUCAUUACAGCUCUCAGGAGUGGAAACAAAGAGUGUCCCACAUGUCGUAAAAAGCUUGUUUCUAAAAGAUCACUGAGACCAGAUCCGAAUUUUGAUGCCCUCAUCAGUAAAAUUUACCCAAGUCGUGAUGAAUAUGAGGCUCAUCAAGAGAGAGUUCUAGCAAGGAUCAGUAAGCACAAUAACCAGCAAGCUCUGAGCCACAGCAUUGAGGAGGGAUUAAAGAUUCAAGCAAUGAACAGGCUACAACGAGGAAAGAAACAACAGAUUGAGAAUGGCAGUGGAGCAGAGGAUAAUGGUGACAGUUCACACUGUAGCAAUGCUUCAACACACAGCAAUCAGGAAGCAGGGCCUAGUAACAAAAGAACCAAAACAUCAGAUGAUUCUGGGCUAGAAUUGGACAAUAACAAUACAACUGUGGCAAUAGACCCAGUAAUGGACGGUGCUAGUGAAAUAGAAUUAGUCUUCAGGCCCCAUCCUACACUCAUGGAGAAUGAUGACAGUGCACAGACCAGGUAUAUAAAGACCUCGGGCAAUGCCACAGUUGAUCACUUGUCUAAGUACCUAGCUGUGAGGUUGGCUUUGGAGGAACUUCGGAGCAAAGGAGAGUCAAACCAGAUGAAUCUUGACACAGCCAGUGAGAAGCAGUAUACAAUUUACAUUGCUACGGCCAAUGGCCAGUACACUGUAUUAAAUGGUUCCUUUUCCUUGGAGCUGGUCAGUGAGAAAUACUGGAAAGUGAACAAACCCAUGGAACUCUACUAUGCACCAACAAAGGAACAUAAAUAGGCUUUGCGAGAAGGUUUGGAGAGAGGACUCUAAUUUUUAUAGCUAUGAUUUCUUUAAUAUUAAGGAGACACCACCGUCAUCUUCAUGGACAGUACUUGGGAUGUCUUCAGACUACUCACAGAGCAUACUUCUUAUUAUAAUUAGAUGGUAUUCUGGGUUUUAUUUUUAAUUUAAUUUUUUCCCCAGGGGACUGAAUAACCUUCUCCAGUGCAUUCCAUUGUUAUCAAAGAUAUGCUUUUUUUUAUUCCCAGUUUAUGGUAUCAGAUCAAGCAAAGGUUCCAGCAUGGAAUGUCUUAACUUAGUCCAGGAAAAGCUGUUGGUCUGCUAAUAUGCUUGACACAAUUAUACCAGCCCUUAGGUGAAAUAUCGAGGGUCUAAAGUAGUCAAUGGUGGUAGUCAAUAGUAGCAGAUGUUGUGGGAGUAUGGUAAUGGUGGUGAUUUGCUAACUACUGUCACUAUAAAAGAUGUUGAAGAAUUCAAUUCUGAUAACAGCAUACCAUUUUGGCUCCAAGGUAUUUACAGUAGUAAUCUGAUUCCUUGAAAGACUUGGAUUAUUGGUAAUAGUCCAGGUAAGUUUUCAGUAGACCAAGAUGAAGGAUUAAGGGAAAAAGUUCUGACACUUUAAAAAAUCUUGCUACCUGCUGGAUUUCAUUAAUUUCAGUAUCAGAAAGAAAUUAUAUUAAAAAAGGAAACCUUCCCCCCCCACCCCCGGGUAGUCCCUGUGCACUCUCUAAUUUCUGGUCUUUGACUCCUGUUGCAGAAUUAUCCUGUGCACAUGUGCUUGGCAGAUAACAUUUUAUUGUACAAAAUCUUCUCAGACAAUUCUAAAGUCCUGGUAUAUUCAGUGUAAUGGCAGACUUUAUUGUGGAAAUUAUCAUAGACUUUGCUGUAAAGGAUUCUCUUCCUUGGAAAUACAAUUUUGCAACAAAAAUCCCCUUUUAAAAUUCCAGCAUGAUGGCAUUGUGUUGCAGCGAGACUAUCUUAUUUUAUAGCACUCUAUCCACACCAGUUGUGAGCUAUAACUGUAGUUCAUCACUGAGGGAAAGAACUGCUUCAACUACAAACUCUUCUAAGUAUUAUGUUUUAGCCAAAGCUUUAACAAAUAUGGCUUAGCACUUUGGAAGAAAAUGUGUUAGUACUUGACAGGUUUACCAUUUAGUGUCUUACAGUAGGUUUAUUUUUUUUAAAACUUGGCGGUUGGCUGCUGUGUGACGUUUUGCAUUUACCAUUCAUCUGCAUGUUAAACUGGUGGGUUUUUUUUUUCUGGGGUGAACCCUGCCUUCACCUAGUGGUGAUGCUUUGCUGCAGCUAAAGAGAAUACGCAAUGUUAGGGAAAUAGCACAGUGAUGUUCUCUUUGCUCUAAGGUUUUAUCAGUACAGCCUUCCUGUCUCUAGUUUAGAAGCUGAAAGUGAAAAGACCCUUAAAGCAGGUGAGGAAUAUUACACUUUAUCUUCUCCCUUCUUGUCUUGCUCACAGUUAAGAUGGAUGAGUUUCUAAAGUAUAUGCGAUAUGUAUACUUUCAAAUCCCUAGGUUUCUGUUGGAAAGGAACAAGCCUUCCACUACUCCUUGUCAUUCAAAUCUAACAUUUGUAAAUAUAUGUCCAUUUUGACAGCUGUUGUGGGUCAGUUUCAUCUCUAUAUGAAAAAUUCAUAGGCUUCUUGAAUAACUUUUAAUAUUUCUUUUUGUUAUCUAAAAUGUUUUUACUACUCUUUUUGUAAUCUGUGCCAUGAAACUGACAUUUCCAGUCACCAAGCAUAUUGGAGGGCGAGGGUUUAUUUUCAAAUGUUGUUUUAUUCAGUAUUACUUGGUGUAAUGUUCAAUUGUAUAGAUUACUAGUGCAUGUCCACUAAAUAUAAUCCUGUUUUUGUGAUACUUAGAUUUUAUGGAGAAACUUCUAGGUUAGCUGCAGCAGAAUGGCAAAUUCUGUGUGUGAUAUCUAAGAAUGUUUAAGGAGCAAAGGAGUAUUUGUGAAGCUGAGCUGUUUCUGUCUAGAGAAUGUCUUUUUUUUGUCCACAGUUUAAAAAAGUGUGGAAGAAUGUGAAACUUAUUUUCAUGUCAUAGUGAAUUUACUAAAUAUUUAUGUUCUUUAAAAAUAUAUAUUAUGUAGGUGUUUGAUUAUACCAUUGAUGCACUGUGACUUUUUAGUGCUAUAAACAAUUUUACUUUUCAAAACAACUUUCAUACUGCCUUCCUGUUUAGCUAGAUAUUCAUUUUUGGUACCUUGUGCUUGUUAGGUAUGGUAAAUUGAACAGUUAUAAUAUCUGAAAUUCAAGUCCUACCUAACAUCUCACAUUUGUCAUAAUAAAGCAAAAAUGCUGUGAACACAAUACUGUAAAUUCAAUCACUUCCUGUUAGUCUACAAAAGAAACCAUUUGCAUUAUAAAUCCACCAGUACAAUCUAGCACUGCCUAACACCACUAUUGUAUGUGCAGUUUUCUAGACAGAGGGCUGGGAGAUGCAUCUGCUUUCGGGAUACACGUGCCAACACCACACAGUGGAAUCUGGUGCCUCAGUUUCCGCCGCAAACUUGUAAGGCCUCAUUUAAAGUCCAUUGAAAUCAGUUGAAAAAUUCCCAUUUACUUCAGUGGGUUUUGGAUCAGGGCCUUAGCAGGGGAUGUACAUGUGGGAUAACACUAGCUAAUGUCAAACUUUUUCAGUGGCUGCCAUGGCAUGUAUAACAAGUUAUUCUGUUGGGUGGGACACAAAAUAAUUAUCAUUCAAACAGUGAUAUGAAAAGACGACGUUUGGUUUGGUAUGCCCUACUUGGGAACCCCAGCAAAAUCAGUUUUUAUGCAUGGUGAUUUAUGUGUGUGCUAAUGACCUUCCCAACAUAAAUGGAGACAGAAGACUUGGAAUAUGUGGAGUAGGAUCAUAGCAUUGGGGUUGAACUUUUAUAAAAAUAUGCAGUGUCAAGUUUUACAACUGCAGCUAUAUUUGAGGAUAAAUGUAUUGUAAGAUAAGUAGUUUUAUUCACUUACCAGAAAAGUGGUAUUUGAUAAAGUCUAAGAUGAAACUAUAUUGUGCACUCUAAACCUCAGCCCUUCGUUAUAACACAACUUAGCGCUGGAUCAAACAUCAAGCCAUGAUUAUACUGAAUAUAAAAUAUCUCCCUCUCCUUAUCCCUUUCAUAGAAAAACAUAAUUAGGAUUUCUCUUUCCUCCCACUGUUUAGGGUCAAGAAAUGUCUAGGGCUAUUUUGAUGAGAAGAAAGGUGUCACAAUUUGUGGGAUAUAAUGGUUUGCAGAUGCUUUGUGCUUUCAGCUGUCCUCCAACAUACAUUCCAUGUUGUUUAGGUGUUUGUUUUUAAAUUAUCUAUACGAACAAUAAAAGUUUGAUUUUUGGUGGGUAUCUGUGCUGGGACCACAUCGGGGAUGGUCCAGAUUCUUUUCUGCAGUACUACUGCCUAUCUGGUUAUUCUCCAUUUUGUAUUUGUGCACUUGAUUUUUCCUUCCAAAGUGUAUUGAAUUUCAUCUUGUUGAUUUCAGACCAAUUCUCCAAUUUAACAAGGUCAUUUUGAAUUCUAAUCCUGCCCUCCAAAGUGCUAGCAACCCCUUGCAGCUUGGUGUCAUCUGCAGAUUCUAUAAGCAUACUCUCCCAGUAUUUAUCCAAGUUAUUAAUGAAUAUACAGAAUGGGACCAGACUCAGGUGACAGACCCUUUGGGACCCCAUUAGAUAUGUCCUCCCCGGUAUGACAGCAAACUACUGGUAACUACUUUGUGAGUACAAUCUUUCAACUAGUUGUGUAUCUCCAUGUAAAAAGGGGCGUGCAUCUCCCCCCUUCUGACAGGGCGGGAGGCUGUGCUGCUUCGCUUUUUCUCAAGCAGGGUGCAGCUCCCAGCUAGUGAGUCCACCUGGUGAUUAAUCCAUUCUUUUCCUUAGAAACAUGAAGUCUAUCAUUUUGUGAUCACAUUCACCCCAUUGCCUUCAAUCUUCAGAUUUGCAACCAAUUCCUCCCUGUUAGAAUCAAGUCGAAAAUCCACCUUCUUAAACAGAAAGUUGCCCCAAUACACUCUAAGAACUUACUGGACAUUUUGUGUUUUGCUGUAUUACUUUUCCAUGAAUACAUACAACCGAAAGCUAAUUUGUACUUCUGAGACUUGCUGAACCUUGGCAAGUUAAACUAAAGAUUAUGCAUUAAGGAGCUAGUUGACUACAUGCCAGAUUUGCUUCAGCAACAAGAUUUGGAUAUUGAGUGUUAAGAUAGAGGUAUACACAACCUGUUCUCCUAAUCUUUGCAGUUAGUUUGUCAACUUUAAAAUCAUAUUUCUGCCUGAAAUUGGUUUCAGUUCAGUGGUGUUGGAUUUCUUUAACUGAAAGAUUAGAAACUUUUAUUUUGCCAGUUUGUUUGCUUUGCAUUUGACAACUUCCUGGUUUGUCAGUUUAACUGUAUAUUCAAGUUGCUCUGUUGGUGUGAGACUCUUCCACAGCAACAGAGAUUAAAAACAAGAAUGAGGUUUGAAAGCUCCAAUAAGGCCAGUAUUUAGUUAAAAGGACAUUCAAUUUGAAACCUUGUCAACUUAAAAAAAAAUUGAGCUAAGUAAUUCCAGGUUCUACAGCUGCUGUACAGACCCCAUGUCACUUUUAAUGGAAUUUUCUUUUUCUUAUAAAAAAAGAAAAUUUUUGUGUGAACUUUAGCAUGAAGUAAGUGGGUACUUUGUGGAAGAUUUCUCUGGUGCCUACACUGAAAUUGCUUUUUCUCCAGCAGCAGUAAGUCAUGCAUUAUUCUCUCCCUCUGUGUUCCCAGUCCUAUUAGACUAGUUCAUGUACUUUAUGCUAAACCUCACACCACUAGUGUUUAUUUUGUGGAUUUCUGAAAGAAGAUUUUUCUUCUAUAAAUCAAAGAGCUACAUGACUAGUCUUACAGCUUGGCAAGGCCUGAAAGUGCUAUGUAUCACAAAUACCCUAUCUUGUAGAACUGAGUGGCACAGAACGGCUGAGAAGGAAGUGAUAGAGUGGUUCUGUGAGAGGAGGGGGCCGUAGCGGCUGUGAAAACCCGUAUCUGAAAGUGUAUGUAUACUACUUAUGCUUUGCUGGCAGAACUAUGCUGGCAGAACCCCCUACUGGAGAUAUAGCAUAAACUGACAUGACAGGAGGAGUUCUGCUGGUAUAGCUAAGCCACGAGGGAAAUGACAUUAGCUAAGCCGUCAGAAACUCUCUUCUGGCUGCAUGGGGGGAGUUUCUUUUGGCACGCUUAUGUUGGUUUUUAGGGGGUCUGAUUUUUUUCCCCUCAAUCUCCUUGCCAAUAUAUAGCUAUGUUGCCAAAACUUCAUAGACUAAGCCUGAAUCUAAAAUUAUUACCCUUGCUGUAUGGAAGAUCCUGUUUUAAAAGCAGUAUAAGACAGUUGUUCCUAGAUCAGAACUAGCGAAUGACAGAAGUCUUGAACCAAACUCUUCAUUCCAACAGUUGGAAAAACCCACACGAAAAUGAACUGUAUGAUUUUAUGGCUGAAGUAAUUACAUAUUAACUUUUUAAAAAGGAAUGACUAUUUAUUAAAUGUGUUUUUUCAACACAUAUAUAUAUCACAAGAGAUGGUUCUAAUAGUGAAAAUAACCUGUUUAUGUACAAAUUUAAUCAUUGACUUGUAAAAGGAAUCUCACAAGCAGGUUAAAUUAGAUAACUGACUAGAGUGUAGAUGUAUUGACUUAAUCAUCAAAUAGUACUGGUGACAAUUUAAAUGCAGGAUGAGUUAAAUCCUGGUGAAUUAACUCUUUGCCACUCAGUCCUCUCUCCCCAAUAGCUUGCCAGAUUUUUCCUUUAUUACCAGCAGGUAAUUGUUAUUUUGUUCAAAGUAGCUAAUUCACUUGAAAUAUAUAGCUAUGUAGAGCUAAAUAUAAAAA
Messenger RNA from Chelonia mydas (Green sea turtle), 7520 nucleotides. It is a transcript of the gene RNF2, whose product is annotated as ring finger protein 2. NCBI's taxonomy places the organism in Eukaryota, Metazoa, Chordata, Testudines, Cheloniidae. The transcript has 8 exons. The coding region runs from base 671 to 1681 and encodes 336 amino acids. Gene Ontology annotation, molecular function: ubiquitin protein ligase activity; chromatin binding. The record is from RefSeq and is a predicted model, not a curated record. Gene Ontology annotation, cellular component: ubiquitin ligase complex; PcG protein complex.